Molecule: messenger RNA, 408 nt
Organism: Mesorhabditis spiculigera
Lineage: Eukaryota; Metazoa; Nematoda; Chromadorea; Rhabditida; Rhabditidae
Source: the annotation of a GenBank genome assembly
AUGAGUCUGAUGAGGAGGAGAAAGAAGAUGUGCACGCUGUAUGAGGACGAUUUCGUGUCACUAAACGAGUACACGCUUACCGUACGCAACUACCAUUUCCCCAGCAAGCGCGAUAGGAAAAUACCGGCUGACCAGAUUACAGUGGUGUACUUUGAGGACCAGGACACUUCCAAGUACAGCACGACUCGAACGUGGGGCAAGGCCGUCAACUCGAUUUGGUGGGCCUUCGACUUGAAGAGGGAACUACACAACAUUCCGGGCGUACACUCGCAUCGGGCGAAUGUUGUCGUUGAGAUUGGCGGACAGGAUGUGAAGAUUGGGUUCUCGGUGGCGGAUAUUGAUGCUUUUAUGGAGGCGAUGAGGGGACUUCUCGACUACCAUGUCAUCAUCGUCAAUUCCAUCAAUUUG